AUGGCAUCUGGAAAAAAGACGAGAAAAGAAUAUCCACCGAGAUUGUAUCCGGUCCUGAAAUCUCCUGAGAAAAACCGAAGUAUGCAUCAUAAUUGUGUCUUCAGUGGUUUUGGAGAGCUCAACUCCGCCGUUGGGGACACCAUUUACAACGACGUGAUGAAUAAUUCGCAAGUGGGAGUGAUUCUGAAGCUUGCAUCAUUGAGCUACGUAUGGUGUGCGAAGACAUGCCAUAACCUUCUAAGAAAUCAGUUGGCAAUUGAGCGCAAUUAUGAGAUAUGGUCUUUAAUUGGGGGCCGACCCAUAAGGUUUAGCCUCCAUGAGUUUCGUGAUAUUACGAGGCUAAACUGUGACCCGUUUGAAGAUGAAGGAGAAUUGAAAGUUAACCACACUGAGUUUUGGGAAUUAGCGGGCAUCAAAUCAGGGGAAGGUCCUAGCUGGGAUGAGUUGGUCAAGGCGUUUGAAACAUGCAGUAUGUGGAAUUAUCAGCAGAAGAGGAAGCUUGCUUUGUUGUUUGUGCUGCACGUUGGAGUAUAUGGCCUUGCUCGAACAUGUAGAAUACCUUUUGUGGCUGCAAAAAGAGUUUUGGAUGAAGAGGCGUUUGAGAGGUAUCCAUGGGGUAGAGUUGCAUUUCAGAAGCUAGUGCAAUCGAUAAAAAUAGCAAAAUUUGACGUGCCUUCCUACACAAUCCCUGGAUUUGUGCAUCCGCUUCUGAUAUGGGGAUAUGAAUCUGUUGAAAUUAUCGGAGAAAGAUUUGGGAGGAGACGUGAUGGUCCAAUCCCUCUACUACGGUGGCAAUCAUCUCGUACAAGGUACAAUUUGGAGGCCCUUAUGGAGGAGGAUAAACAGAAUAGCGUCGACAAGAAGGCUCGCGUUAGACACUUAGUUGAUGUGCCUCCUGCUGAGAUAUAUCCACAAUGGGCUGGUGAAAAUCCUGAUUGCGACAAGAAGCUUGAUAAUAUGAUUCGCGAUAUCCUUGACGGCUGUUUGGAUGAAUCGUUUUGGGAAACUGAGGCUGCUGCGAAGAAGAAGAGGAAGAGCAAAGCGGGUGAAAGCGAGGACGGUCCCAGAAAAAAGGGAAAGAGCAAAGCCGAUGAAAGCGACGACGAUUUUGUUGACAAGCCUGGACGAAAGUCGUCGAAGAAACCUCUCGGGCACGAGGAAGAGCUGAGAACAAAGAGAAAGGAAGAGCAAAGAACAAAGAAGACAUCUGAUGCGGCGAGCAAGAAGGAUAGUACGACGACUGAAGAGCCAAGAGAGAAGGCAACACGAAGGAAGGAAAAAAGCAACGAUGCAACGAAAUGUUCCAUGUCUACUGAUGUUGAUGAUUCGAGUUUGCAAGAGGAAGUUGACAGAAAGACAGCAUCAAAGAGACGGGAAGAUGAAGCAAAGGUGUCUAGACAAGGUGGUCCAACAGAGCCGUUGACAGAUGUAAACUCCAAUGCCGGGGGUGGUGUUCAAGGCAAACCCGGAGAAGACGUGAGUCCGGAUCCGUCUUGGUUACUUCAAGACGAGGCAACAUCUCAGGCAGGGGUUACGCACGGAAAGAAGAAGGAGAAGGAGAAGCCGAACGGAAAGACUGAAUUCGUGAUCCCACAGCUCAGGGAUGAAUUUGAUUCUGACGACCCAGAAGUCGACCCUCUAGAUAAAUUUCUCCAUUUUAUCAAUAGAGAUGACUUCUAUGGGAACAAUGGCGGUGAAGUCGAUGUGAACCUUCCACGCAACAUGUCUUUGGCACCCAAUCAAAAGGACCCUUACAUUGGAAGCUCAGCGGUUCGGCGGAUUAUCCUUAGUGUGAAACCUUCUUCUGCUGUGUAUGAUCCUUUUCAGAAGGUUGAUGGCGCAAAAUUGGAUGCGUUAGUGGAGUUCGUUCGGACAGACAUAGACAAUCCACUGGACGACAGCCUUAGGUUGGUACAGUUCUACGUUCAACUGAAGACGCCUAAACAACUAUGGCCGAAGAAUAAUCAAAAAUUUGGGUGGCUGCGUGAUCCGAACGACUUCGACGGCAGGCACAAGUCUUACAUAUUUCGUGAAGGCUUCAAAAGUACCUUUAGAGGUAUAUGGGGUGCGGAUGUGGAUAUAUUGUACAUUGUCCACAACAUCGAAGACAAUCAUUGGAUUGCGGUCGAAGUUGAUCUAGAGAAGAAAAGGGUAAAGGCCUAUGAUUGCAUUAACAGCUUGUACCCAGAAAGUAGAAUCAGAGAGGAAUGCAAACCGUACAUGAGGAUGAUUCCUAUGUUGUUCAAACACAUGGCACCACCGGAGAAGAGGAAGAAAAUGACUGAGGCGGCGUACACCUUCUACAGGGUAACUACUUUCCCUCAAAAUAAACAACAAGGCGACUGUGGAGUGUACACGUUGAAAUAUAUCGAGUGUCUGGCUCUUGGAUGGAACGUACACGAGCUAAGCGAUGUCAAUGUUGGUGCCAUGCGGGUUAAAUAUGCGGCGGAGGUAUUGAACGAGUUGCCGCCUGAGGAGUGCAUGCAGUUAUCGUGCCCGCUACCUAGGGGAACUAACGGUGGUGACAAAUUUCCACUCCAGACUUACUCUUUGCAGUAA
Molecule: messenger RNA, 2559 nt
Organism: Microthlaspi erraticum
Lineage: Eukaryota; Viridiplantae; Streptophyta; Magnoliopsida; Brassicales; Brassicaceae
Source: the annotation of a GenBank genome assembly